CCACCCAAAACGUUCUCUCCCAGUACAAAAGAAGUGCCAGUAAAUUUCAAAUUAAGUGUAGUGGUGCAGACUGCUACAAAUCUUGGUGAUGGCUUCGACCUGUCGUAUGACACCAGAAAGUCUAUGAAGUUCAAGGAAUUUAGAGACAACGCCAAGAAGUUAGAAGCGGUUCUGGAUUUAAAAACCAUCAAUCAAUUUGAAGAUGCCUUUUGGCAAUCUUGGGAAUCACAAGAUUUGAAAAUAGAAAAAUUAUAUGCGACCGACAACAAAGGCAGCUGGUUUUCAGAUGACUGCAAUAUGUGGAAUCUUGGAAAAUUUUCCUCCAAUGAAUCUUUGAUUCACGGAGAGAAGGAAAUGGAUGGCAUUAACACACCAUAUUUUUAUAUGGGUGGUCCAUUAACUGCAUUUGGGUUGCAUUUGGAAGACGGAGACCUAAACUCUGUUAAUUAUAAUCACACGGGCGCACCAAAAAUAUGGUAUAUCAUUCCGGAGGAAUAUAAUGAUGCACUGGAGAAAUUGGUGCAACAAUUUUGCGGGGACAAGUACACAGAUUGUUCAAAAUAUAUUCGCCAUAAAUGCGUUUUAAUACCGCCAUCCAUAUUAGAAGAAAAUGCCAUUGGUUUCACCCGCAUUAUUCAAUACCCCGGGCAGUAUGUCAUAACAUUAUCCGGCGGAUACCAUCAAGGUUUCAACGCAGGCUUCAACUUAGCCGAAGCGGUCAAUUUUGGAUCAAACAGAUGGAUUCAAUUUUUGCCAAAAUUCGAAAAUUGCAGUUGCGAUAGUCAAGAAAACCAAGACAACAUAUACACUGUUGCUCGUCUACGAGAGAUUGUGGCAGCUUUGGAUAGUCAUCAGAUUGUAAAGUCAGAAAUACAACAAGCGUCAGAACUAGAAACAGAGAGCAUGUAUUUAAACGCAAAUUUCGAAUGUGAGUACUGUGAUCGGUCUUAUGCAUCCCAAAAAUCUUUGGCAAAACAUAUCCGAUUGCUUCAUUCAAACACCCGAAUGAUUUACAAGUGCUCAACAUGUGGCACAAAAUGUAGUGAAGUCACCACAAUUUUGGCUCACUACAAAUCUAAACACAAAAAAAUAAUAGACAAAAAAGAUGCGGCAAAACUAGGGUCUUCGGUAACGAACUCUUUUGUUCCUCGGACUGUUCCCAAAGUUCCUACACAAACGGUGUACUGCACCUGUGGUUCAGUAUUUACUUCUGGGAUUUCCAGUUUCUACAAACACGUAAGAAUAUAUCAUCAAAGUACCACAUACAGAGACUAUCGAUUGGAAAAGGACGAACCGAUGUCAAUGAACGAUUGUGCUCUUCCAAUGCACAUGGAGAAUAGUGAGACUUCUUCGAAGUCGAAUCAAAAUGUCAUGGAACCAGAUGAAGGUCGACCGUUUAGUGUGUUUGAAAUUCACUCAAAUGAUGUAAAGGAGGAAUGCAUUGCAAAGACUCGAUCAAAAAGAAGCGCAGACCCAACUAUGGUAGGUCCUACAAAACGCAGUCGAUAUGAACCAACGAACACACUUCGGGAAAGUGAAGGGACUGAUACUCAAACCAUAAGGACAUCUUUUCCUUCGGAGUCAUGUACCAUGUAUCAAUACAAAAUCGACCGGCCAGAGGACAUUCUAAAUAUUCCAGUUGUUGAAAGUAUUCAUGAGGAAAUCGCCGGACAAUCAACGAUUGAUUUUGCAAUGGAACACAUUGGAGAUUUGUCAAAUAUUGCGCAAGUUCAAGAUAAUGUAUCAGUUAUGCUAAAUGAUGAAUCCAAUUCGAUGGAUAGAUCGAUGUUUGGAAGUGAAUUGGAAAUAGCUCCAAUCCAACUUUUGAUUUCAUCGGCUGAAAGGGAAGCAUCGGACACUUUAAUCUCUCAAGAACGGGUCAUGAAUGAAAUGAUUUACAGUGAUUUUGGAGUGAUGAAUUAUGACAUGUUCGAUUCGGCUGUGCACAAUCGUGGAUAUGAUAUGCACGGUGAAAGUGAUGAAGAGAACCUUGGGUCUGUUUACUUGGAAGCAGUUCAAAUGACAGCUUUUGAUGAACAAGAUAUACAAUCGAUAUUUGACGAUUCUUCAAAUAGUCCAGCUUCAUCAAGUGCUCUCAUUAAACUAUAUGAUCCAUUGCCAGAAAGUGAAGUAAAAAGUUUCAUCCCAGAAGAGCAAGGUAGAAGAGUCACAAAUAUUGAAAAUGGGAACAAUUUAAGUGAUAUUCAAGUCAGAUCGAUCGCAACUGGAGUUGAAAAUAAAAUCCGAAAAUUGUCGAAGUUCAAAAUACCAAAGAAAAGCUCAACUUUGGUGAACGAGAAAUUAUCUCAUGAGAAUUUAGCGGAAUGUGCCACUUCAUCAUAUCGUGGCAAUGAUACUCCCUUCGAUAUUAAAAAAAUGAAUCGUAUCCCGAAAAAAGUGACGGCUCCAAAAGAUUUUGGUACACUCAAAAUGACCAAAAUGGAGUUUUAUGAUAUACCCGAUUUAAUUGAACAUUUGGAAUUCAGUAAAACUGGAAAAGCGGACUUCGAUGAAUACAAAACUGAUUUGGAGAAAAAUAUGAGAACAGACGUUGAUUCAUAUGUUAAUGCCUUCACCACUAUGCUUUUGAUGGAGGAAGUCACUUCUUCAAAGGAUGCACGAAAAUUUGACAUGAAGAAAGUCAAGCUGCUCCGGGAUACUUCCUCUGAUUCUCCGAACUCCUACAAAAUAAAAUAUGAGUCUACCAUGCCGAACUACAAAAGAGCCGUCGAGAUGAAGAUUGUCGAUAGCUUUAUUUUGAAAUCACCAGAUAUGCCAGGUUUUUUGUCUGGAAAAGUAGUUGGAUGUGACAAUAGACACAUCAAUGUCCAACUAAGCCACUCAAUGGGAAAUGAUGAUGCCUCCAAUGAAUGCAAUUUAAAAUUUUACGGCAACCGUCUACCUUUCCAAAUUCAACAUGAAGCUUUGAAAUAUAUAGAAAAGCAUAAAUUGUUUCCUCAACUCAUCGCUGAGUCCAGGUAUGCCAAUGAUGAAAGUGAAUUGUCGGCAUCCCUUCAUUUUGAUCUAAAAUUCAGAUCGCCUGUCGCCAAUAAUUUGAAUAAUGAACAAAAAAUGGCCAUCAGGGCUAUCGUUGACAAGACCAAUUUUCCACGCCCAUUCUUAUUGUACGGUCCACCAGGAACUGGUAAAACCACAACGAUGGUUGCUUCCAUCGCAGAAAUCGUAUUGUUUUCGGAUAAAUGUGUAUUGGUUUGCUCGCAAUCAAACUCGGCCUGUGAUGAUAUUGCUAAGAAACUCAUGGUUCAUCUCGAUAACAAACAAAUUUUAAGAAUGUAUGCAUCUUCUUAUAACAUCGAGAAAAUGGAUCCCAAAAUUGCAAGCAUAUCGAACAACAUCAAUUCAAGAUUGGAAUAUCCAUGUUUGGAGAAGUUGUAUAGUUAUAGAGUGGUUAUAUGUACGCUUUCAACGGCAGGUUGUAUAACAAGAUCGCGUGGGCUGGACAUGCACUUCAAUUCAAAACAUUUUUCGCACAUCUACAUCGACGAGGCCGGGUUUGUUAACGAAAUGACAUCGAUGAUACCGAUAGCUGGAUUAUGUACGGAUGAAAAUGGUAUUAUAAACAGCAGUAUUGUCCUUGUUGGAGAUUGGAAUCAAUUGGAUGCUGUAGUAUUGUCACAGAAUGCCACGGCAUUGGGCAUGAAAACGUCGUUUAUGGAAUAUUUAUCCAAACAGCCACUUUAUGGACGAAAUUCCGAAUCAAUGUUCAACCCUCUUUACAUUGUCCAGUUAACAAGAAAUCAUCGUAAUCAUCCGGAAAUUUUGUCUAUAUCUGAUCAUUUGUUCUAUAAUAGAACAUUAAAAGCUGAAGCACCGAAAGGUAAAACUGAUUGGUUCAUUGGGACAGAUUUCUUGGUUAAUAAAAACUUCCCAAUUGUAUUUCGGAGCGUCAAUGGUACGUGCGUAAAAUCUGGUUCAAGUUAUAUCAAUCAAGAUGAAGUGGAUGCCGUGAUUUUCUGUUUGGAUGAACUCUUCAAACGGAAAUGGAAAGACCAAUCAGUUACUUUGGAAGACAUCGCUAUUAUAACGCCAUACAGCGCCCAAAAUAAACUAAUUGAAUCGCAAACAUCGCAUUUUGGAAAACUCAGCAUCAAAUGUCCAGAAAGCUAUCAAGGACAAGAGAGCAAUAUCGUCAUCGUAUCGACAGUUCGGACUGAUUCUUUGGGCUUUCUACGGGACAAAAAGAAAUUUAAUGUAAUUAUGACUCGUCCAAUUGCUCUUUUAAUCAUUAUUGGCAAUCAUAUGGCAUUAAGUAAAGAAGAUCAUUGGAGAGCGGUCAUCAACCUUUGCUUAGAAAAAAAAUCCAUAACUCGUAAUGGACACAUCCUACAUCCACGAAUUUCACUUUGAGUACAAAGCUUAUGAUGAAAUAAACAUAGUUGUAUGCCUGGAUCCCAACUCACAAAUGUGACAAAAAAUAUGUUCACGGAAGAAUUUAAACUCAUUUUGUAGCUCAUAAUUAUUUGAAAGAUCAAAAGAAGAAAAAUUUCAGAAAUAAAUAAAAAAUAUUUAGUUAAUUUCAUUGGA
Messenger RNA from Sitodiplosis mosellana (orange wheat blossom midge), 4545 nucleotides. RefSeq lists its product as uncharacterized. Gene Ontology annotation, biological process: regulatory ncRNA-mediated post-transcriptional gene silencing. NCBI's taxonomy places the organism in Eukaryota, Metazoa, Arthropoda, Insecta, Diptera, Cecidomyiidae. The transcript has 13 exons. Bases 124 to 4368 code for a protein of 1414 amino acids. Gene Ontology annotation, cellular component: cytosol; P granule. The record is from RefSeq and is a predicted model, not a curated record. Gene Ontology annotation, molecular function: helicase activity.